Molecule: messenger RNA, 2597 nt
Organism: Physeter macrocephalus (sperm whale)
Lineage: Eukaryota; Metazoa; Chordata; Mammalia; Artiodactyla; Physeteridae
Gene: ADO
Product: 2-aminoethanethiol dioxygenase
Exons: 1
Coding region: 302-1114 (270 amino acids)
Cellular component (GO): mitochondrion
Molecular function (GO): oxidoreductase activity, acting on single donors with incorporation of molecular oxygen, incorporation of two atoms of oxygen
Source: RefSeq, a predicted model, not a curated record
GUAAGGCAAAGCCUACCACCGUCCGCGCGGCCGGUACCUGCUCCCGGAGCGUGAGUGCGGGGUGUGGGCCGUGCGCGUGCGCGCUCAAAGGGAGCGCGAGGCGGGCGCGCCAGGCCGUUGCGGGCGCGUAGCCGCCGAGGUGGGCGGCUGUAGUGCCGCGCGCCCCACUGGCUGGUAGUUGCGGGGCCUCCUGCCUCGCCGGGGGCUGCGGGCAGCCGUGGCGGCCGCCGGGGAUCGCAAGGGUCGGAGGAAAGCUGGGGGCGGAGGGGGCCGGCCUCGGCACGCAGAGGAACAGCAGGGCAUGCCCCGAGACAACAUGGCCUCCCUGAUCCAACGGAUCGCCCGUCAGGCGUGCCUCACCUUCCGGGGCAGCGGGGGCAGCCGCAGCUCUUCCGACCGCGGCGAGGCGCCAGGCCCCGAGGCGCCGAUGUCGCAGGGCUUCCCGGAGAACCUGAGCAAGCUGAAGAGCCUGCUGACCCAGGUCCGCGCGGAGGACCUGAACAUUUCCCCGCGCAAGGCCACCCUGCAGCCGCUGAGGCCCAACCUGCCGCCAGUCACCUAUAUGCACAUCUGCGAGACAGACGGCUUCAGCCUCGGCGUGUUCCUGCUGAAGAGCGGCACCUCCAUCCCGCUGCACGACCACCCGGGCAUGCACGGCAUCCUCAAGGUGCUCUACGGCACCGUGCGCAUCAGCUGCAUGGACAAGCUGGAGGUGGGCAGCGGGCAACGGCCGCGGGCCCCGCCACCAGAGCAGCAGUUCGAGCCGCCGCUGCAGCCGGGGGAGCGGGACGCGGUCAGGCCGGGUGUGCUGCGCUCGCGGGCGGAGUACACGGCGGCCAGCGGCCCCUGCGUCCUCACGCCGCACCGGGACAACCUGCACCAGAUCGACGCUGUGGAGGGGCCCGCUGCCUUCCUGGACAUCCUGGCCCCGCCCUACGACCCCGACGACGGCCGGGACUGCCACUAUUACCGGGUGCUGGAGCCUGUCAGGGCCAGGGAGGCCUCCGGCUCGGCCUGUGACCUGCCCCGAGAGGUGUGGCUCCUGGAGACCCCGCAGGCCGAUGACUUCUGGUGCGAGGGGGAGCCCUAUCCAGGUCCCAAGGUCUUCCCUUGAAGCCGCCGGCGCCCGGGAUUGGUGGGCCCAAGACAUGCCCUACUCGUAUCUGGACUUGGCUGGCCGCGACCCAUCACAAGGGCUCUUUUCCUUCCCCCAGGCCUGGGCGUUGGAUCUACUGGAAUGGGCUGUAGCCGCUUCCUCGGGAGCCUUGCGAAGCGCGGCGACUGGACUGCAGCCACCGGGCACCGUUUGGGGGGCGGAGUAGGCGGGGAAGCUAGGUUGUUUCCUGGCUCUGUCACUGCCACUGGGGUUUUGAUUUGUGGGGAGGGGGCAGGGGUCUUAUCUGAAGCGCUUCCAUCCUCAAGCCAUAAUGAAAAUUUCCUUUUCUCUGUUCCCCAUCCUAUACAAAAUACACUAAGUGGUUUUCUCCGCCCCCCUCUUUGGGUAAAUAGGGUUUGUUUUCCACUUACGUCCUUAUGCCCUUUUACUCCUUAUUGUUAUAGUUCUAACUUACUGACUUUGCAUGACCUAGUGGUUUGAAUUGUUUUUAGUUCAAGUCAUUGAUAAAAGCUAGGUUUAAAGAGAUGAGCUACUAUUUAAAGUGAACUGUCCGGCCUAAUUAAGUCGUUGUGAAAAUUAAAUCCAUUUUUCCAGAGUUGGGGGAUUACCCCCAAACGUAACUAUGCAUGUAGAGGGCAAGAUUUAUUUUCUUUCCUCCCCUUGCCCAGUAACCACAUCUGGGUUACUCUGGCAGCAUCUACUAAGAAAUUCAAGCAUCUGCAUAUCUCAGUGACAAAUGGUCACUUAGAGCUUCCCGAUGAGUCUCCAGAUCUCUGAGUUGAGAGAUUUCUUGUUGCAGCUUCACCUUUAAUGCAAAAACUAUAUUAUCCUCAAGUGACUUUUUUUGUCUUAGUGUACUUUAAGAAGUAAUAGGGUAAUUCUGUAUUUUCUAACCAUAAGAUUCAGAGGAGCUGAAUCGGUAUGCUUCCAAACAACUGAAUGUAAAACAUCCUUAGCCAGCUGUUUAAUUCUGUGCCCAUAUUUACUUCCAGUAUUUUCCUGCAAAAGUAGAGGAAAAUGUUCAUGACUGUUUCAAAUUUUCUCAGGAGUUCUAACGUUCCAGAGGGCUGAUGAUUCCAGCUGUGUUGUUGGUGGCAGUGUUCUCAGAACCCUGUCCCUCAAAUAGGAGAGAGCCAGUGCUUGCUUCAUCUAGGGUGAGUUUUCUGCAGGAAGAGAGAGAGGCACAGAUGAUCAACGCUAGAAGAUUGAGAAUUAACUAUACUGCUGGCCACUUUAGGGCACCAAAACUUGGGACAAAACACUUCCCACUCCCAACCGCUUGAAAUGAACAGCUGUGUUGUGACUAGUUUUAUUUUUGUCCUUUUAAUUGGCUGAGCUUUACCUUGUUUACAGAUGUAUUGACACCAUUUGCUUCAGGCCAAGGAACACUCCUGUUUCCCCCUUUUUACUAUUUAUAGGACUCUUUUUUUCACAAAACUUUUAAUAAAAACAAACUGUAGAAAUAAACACAUUAAAAUUU